Messenger RNA from Populus trichocarpa (black cottonwood), 599 nucleotides. Its product is annotated as ATPase family AAA domain-containing protein At1g05910. Lineage: Eukaryota; Viridiplantae; Streptophyta; Magnoliopsida; Malpighiales; Salicaceae. The record is from RefSeq and is a predicted model, not a curated record. The transcript is spliced from 3 exons. The coding region runs from base 1 to 567 and encodes 188 amino acids.
AUGGACCCUGCGCUUGGGGAUCUAUUUUCCCUUCAACCCCAGUUGUGCAGCUUGGAACAUGUUACUAGAACAAGUGCCAGGCUACGCAACGUCCAGCCUGAUGUUAAUCUGGAUCAAAGCUACGAGGCCUUGAAAAGGCAGAAGAAAAAUGCUGAUGCUGCUCAUGCUGCUUCAACAGCAGAAGAUAAAUCACGGCAUCAGGAUUCAGUGCAGGCAAAGCUGCCAGAGGAAGCCGGGGCAGAUGAUAUGAAUCCAGACAGACCUGAGUCCUCUUCAGCCGAUGACAGUCGACAUGAAACUUCAGGAGGAGAAGCUUCUGGUCAUACCGAAGGGAGUGGAUCCCAAGAUGUUACAAUGUCAGAAGCCGAAGUAUCAAGCCACGUGGAUUACUUCAGGCGGCUUUUCGUGGAGCGCACUGAAAAUUAUGGCAUUCCAUUGCUUGAAAGGCUCUACACUCGUACAAUGAAGGGAAUCUUCGAAACCAAGAACAAAGGAGUCGAAGAUGGCCGCAGAUACUCAAUUUUGAGGUUUUUGGUGAAAUUUGCAGAGAACACUGCAAACUUCUGAACUCAAUACCUUUUUCCCAUAAAACAGAGGAU